CGGGCGCAGUUAUAAACAACUCGAUGAAGGCGCGCUCACUCGGAGCAAGUUGAGAAACUGUGUGCAUCACAGACUGUCAAAACCCAACGCGACGUUUAACAUAUACAGCUAUCAAAUAGGCUACAAGUCUACUUUUGCAACAACAUGUUAGUGUUUUGUCAGAAGGACAGCGGGGUUUGAAUGACUCGGACGGGGAGGAUAUAAAUUGGCAGCCCUAAGGUUUUCGAAAUGCCAGAGAAUGUUUCGUUCUCCAGGAACCGCACGGAACUGGAAGCGCGGCCGGGGGCGCGUCCCGCAUGGGCUAUCACUGUGCUGGCCAGCGUGCUGAUUUUCACCACCGUGGUGGAUGUCUUGGGCAACUUGCUGGUUAUCAUUUCAGUGCUUAGGAACCGGAAACUUAGGAAUGCGGGGAACGUGUUUGUGGUGAGCCUGGCCUUUGCUGACCUCGUGGUGGCCUUCUACCCCUACCCAUUGGUGCUCUACGCCAUCUUCCAUGACGGCUGGUCGCUGGGAGAGACACAGUGCAAAGUCAGUGGUUUCCUGAUGGGCCUGAGCGUCAUCGGCUCCAUCUUUAACAUCACCGGCAUCGCCAUCAACCGCUACUGUUACAUCUGCCACAGCUUUGCCUACGACAGGCUCUACAGCUACCGCAACACCCUCCUACUGGUGGGGCUCAUCUGGCUUCUCACCAUCCUGGCCAUCAUACCAAACUUCUUCGUAGGGUCGCUCCAGUACGACCCCAGGGUGUAUUCGUGUACCUUUGCCCAGGCCGUCAGUACAUCAUACACCAUCACCGUGGUGGUGAUUCAUUUCUUUGUGCCCAUAGCCGUGGUUACCUUCUGCUACCUGAGGAUCUGGAUCCUGGUCAUCCAGGUGAGGAGGAAGGUGAAGUCAGAGGUGAAGCCCCGCCUCAAACCCAGCGACAUGCGCAACUUCAUCACCAUGUUUGUGGUGUUCGUGCUCUUCGCCAUCUGCUGGGCGCCGCUCAACUUCAUCGGUCUGGCCGUGGCCAUCGACCCGGAGACGGUGGCGCCACGGAUCCCCGAGUGGCUGUUUGUGGUCAGCUACUUCAUGGCGUACUUCAACAGUUGCCUUAACGCCAUCAUCUACGGCCUGCUCAACCAGAACUUCCGUAAGGAAUACAAACGGAUUAUCAUGUCCAUGUGGAUGCCUGGUCUGUUCUUCCAGGAGGCGUCACAGGGGGGUACAGAGGGUAUAAGGAGCAAGCACUCGCCCAGACUGGGACUCAACAACAACGAUCACGUCAAGGGAGAGGCUUUGUGACGCUGACUCCAAGGUUCUUCUCGCCUCCACUCCUCUCCUCCACUCCUCUCCUCCACUUCUCUCCUCCACUCCUCCCCUAUGGUGUUGUUGGACUUGUUUCUUUUUUCUUCUCUCUCUCUCUUUUUUCAGUCAUGGAGUUCCAUUUCUCUCCUGUAUCUCACUGACUGCACAGUUGUGCUGUUACCGAAGCCUCAAAGAACUCUCCGAAUGGUGCGUAUUAAAGAGAGAGAGAGACAUACACAAAGGUGUUGACUGAUGCUAACUGACUGUGUUAUUCACAAUUCGAAGAGUGCCAUUCAUGAAGCAUAUAUGUUCUAUCUUAUUAUGUAUCAUGUCCUUAAGUAUACACCUCAGGCUGCCUGCCUCCUCUCUGCUGCUGUAGUAUUAUGCAUUUCAAAGUGUAAGCCCCAAAAGUAUUAUUACAUUUUUUUUACACCAUUACGUCCAUGACAUUUUUGUAUAAGACAGGGUAUUUAAAGACACAUUUGUUAUCUUCACAGUUUCCUCUGUAAAAGUAUUUAUCACACAGUUUAUUAUAUUUUCUAUAUCGAUAUAUCUAUAUCAUUAUGACAAUCAUUAUGGCCAGCGUACAUUAGCGUAGAAAACUAUUUGUAAAAACCCUAUUGGUUGUAAAUAACAAAUAAGCAAUGGAGCAUGCCAACGGUAGGAGCUCACAAGGUCCUACUACUAACUAGGCAAUUGGAUUGUCAAAAGGUGCCUGAUUUUAUGCUCAUGGUCUCAAACAGGAGAUUUACCAAAAACAACCCCUUUACAAUUUAACCCAGUUAGUAUGGGUUAACUCGUUAGGGUUGGAGUCAGCAUAUAGCGUUAGGCUUAGAGUUACACAAGGAUAUAAGACUGAAUAGACAACUACAUUAGAUACAUCAGCAGAUUUGGUCAUUUCUGUUGAGUCAGGAAUGGGGUGCUGUGAUGCCCCUCGACGGAGUGUCCUGAAAAACCCUCGCUGGUACAUUAUAAGCACAAUAAAGCUGUUUUAACUCGGACGACAUUGUACUUAUGCAGUUUACAGGUUUCAACUGUACUCUUAGUAAUGCAUGAAGACAUGUGACCUAUUCUAUGCAUUUUACACUUCAUGUCAUUACCUUAAAACACUACAGCAAACCAACUUACUCAAUACUAUAUGUGAAUAAGGACAAUACUGUUUUUAUGAAGAAGUUAAUCUUAGUACAAAUCAAGUGAAUGAAUUCAGGCCGUAAUGACGCUGAAUACCGUUGUUGUGAUGCUGUGUUCCAUAAUGAUGAAGAAUGUGCAUGAUAAACUUUGAUGCUUUGUGUAUUGCUUUGGUUGUUUGUUUGUUUUUUAUUUUUGUUUUGCUUUGAAGAAACUAGGGUCUCUAUUCAAUCUGUAUGGCGGAAGUUCAGCGUUACAGCGUGAUUGAAAUUUAAAAGCAAUGUUCCCACGUUAGCAGAGACUACAUUCACUGUACACACUACAUAUGUUAGUUCAAUCGCAAAUGACCUUCACAUUUCUAUUGAUGACCUUGUGAAAACUGCUGCUGAAGAUAUCGAUGAUGUUGACAAAGAUUAUAUGAUGAUGAUGAUGGUAAGAUCAUUCUUAAUUGGCAUGUAUGCAUGUGGAUGCACAGGGAGAAGGAGCACAGUGGUCAAGCUAUAAGAUUUUUGAUUUUUUAAUUAAGCGAAAUACAUUGUAUUUAUUGCUGUGAUUUACGUAUGAAACUGAUGAAGAAUAUGCUUUUGAAGGGUUGUCAAUGUAAAAGUUUAGAUGUUAAUAAAAACGUUUACUUUUAACAA
This is a messenger RNA of Salvelinus fontinalis (brook trout), 3056 nucleotides long. Its product is annotated as melatonin receptor type 1B-B-like. The transcript is spliced from 3 exons. Gene Ontology annotation, biological process: G protein-coupled receptor signaling pathway. Gene Ontology annotation, molecular function: melatonin receptor activity. Gene Ontology annotation, cellular component: membrane. The record is from RefSeq and is a predicted model, not a curated record. NCBI's taxonomy places the organism in Eukaryota, Metazoa, Chordata, Actinopteri, Salmoniformes, Salmonidae. The coding region runs from base 229 to 1284 and encodes 351 amino acids.